GCAGCGUGCCUUGUAUGCACCGUGCAUAACUUCAACACUCCGACACACACUUUCACAGUGCGAUCUGGACUCUACAUUGAACAGAUUAUCGGACCGGUAUCGUUAAUCAUGGAUUUGAAAUACUUGGCGGUUAUGGCUGUGCUCGCUGUGGCGACAUACGCUCCUUUCUCACAAGCUAAACCCAUCAGUCUGGUGGAGAGGUGUUGGUGUCGUUCUACAGUUAACACCGUCCCCCAGCGCAACAUCCGAGAACUGAAGUUCCUGCACACACCCAACUGCCCCUUCCAAGUGAUUGCCAAGCUGAAGAACCACAAGGAGGUUUGUAUCAAUCCCGAGACCAAGUGGCUGCAGCAGUACCUGAAGAACGCCCUCAACAAGAUGAAGACAUCCAAGCAGACCAACUAGAGAGCCUGCAGGAAGACCUACCAACAGACAUGUAACAUGAGACGUGUAGGUUGUAAUAUGUAACAUGUACUCUCCCGUCACGCACGCUGAACAGCACUUAUCCUGUCCAUCGCGGAACCAUUCAACCCACGGCUUUCCAAAACCACCACCUUAUAGGCACUAGCGCCAAGUGCAAUUAUAUCUGUGUGAGUGUAUGUUUUUAUCAAUGAUGUAUAUACCAUUUUUUAUUAUCCUAUUUCAUCAGUAAAGAGCAAUUUUUUGUUGCUGUUUUGGCCA
Oncorhynchus tshawytscha (Chinook salmon) is the source of this 681-nucleotide messenger RNA. RefSeq names its product stromal cell-derived factor 1. Gene Ontology annotation, biological process: axon guidance; induction of positive chemotaxis; chemotaxis. The transcript is spliced from 4 exons. Gene Ontology annotation, cellular component: extracellular region. Gene Ontology annotation, molecular function: chemokine activity; chemoattractant activity. The record is from RefSeq and is a predicted model, not a curated record. Bases 109 to 405 code for a protein of 98 amino acids. NCBI's taxonomy places the organism in Eukaryota, Metazoa, Chordata, Actinopteri, Salmoniformes, Salmonidae.